UGCGCAGGCGCAGAAGGAAGUCUCGCAAUUAAACCUGAAAGCGCCCUUCCCCCAUCCCUUUCCGGCUUGCAGCUAACGCAGGCGCACAGAGUGCUCCAAUAUGGCGGCCCCCGUGGACCUGGAGUUGAAGAAGGCCUUCACAGAGCUUCAAGCCAAAGUUAUUGAUACCCAGCAGAAGGUGAAGCUUGCAGACAUACAGAUUGAACAGCUAAACAGAACGAAAAAGCAUGCGCACCUCACAGACACAGAGAUUAUGACGCUGGUAGAUGAAACUAACAUGUAUGAAGGCGUAGGAAGAAUGUUUAUUCUACAAUCCAAGGAAGUAAUUCACAACCAGCUGUUAGAAAAACAGAAAGUAGCAGAAGAAAAAAUUAAAGAACUGGAGCAGAAAAAGUCCUACCUGGAGCGGAGUGUUAAGGAAGCCGAGGACAACAUUCGAGAGAUGCUGAUGGCACGGAGGGCACAGUAGGAGCUGCUGGCAGUGUCCUCCCCUCCUGACCCCUGCUAUCCUGUCAAGCAGGGGCUCUGCGGGGUUCUGGUCUCCCUCUGCCUCGCGGCCCUACGGUCUCUCCAACACCUUGAGCCCCCUUCAGGCCCCACCUGAAUGUUGGCACCUGCCCAGGACACUGCUCUCCAGGGGCCAAGCCAGGAGCUCUCAACAGAGGGAAGUCUGGAGGGCAGACGGAGACGGCUGCCUAAGCCUGUCAGUAGACAUUGGGUUAGAUCAAUAAAAAGCUGCGUCUUGCUCUGUGA
Messenger RNA from Myodes glareolus (Bank vole), 753 nucleotides. RefSeq names its product prefoldin subunit 1 (gene Pfdn1). NCBI's taxonomy places the organism in Eukaryota, Metazoa, Chordata, Mammalia, Rodentia, Cricetidae. The record is from RefSeq and is a predicted model, not a curated record. Gene Ontology annotation, biological process: protein folding. Gene Ontology annotation, molecular function: protein folding chaperone. Gene Ontology annotation, cellular component: cytoplasm; prefoldin complex.